Messenger RNA from Gracilinanus agilis (Agile Gracile Mouse Opossum), 3054 nucleotides. RefSeq names its product tigger transposable element derived 5 (gene TIGD5). The transcript has a single exon. The coding region runs from base 7 to 1812 and encodes 601 amino acids. Gene Ontology annotation, cellular component: nucleus. Lineage: Eukaryota; Metazoa; Chordata; Mammalia; Didelphimorphia; Didelphidae. The record is from RefSeq and is a predicted model, not a curated record. Gene Ontology annotation, molecular function: DNA binding.
GUGAAGAUGGCCUUCCGCAAGGCCUACUCAAUCAAGGACAAGCUCCAGGCCAUCGAACGUGUGAAGGGCGGGGAACGCCAGGCCAGCGUGUGCAGGGACUUCGGGGUGCCCGGGGGUACCUUGCGUGGCUGGCUCAAGGAUGAGCCUAAGCUACGCUGGUUCCUGGACCAGCUGGGUGGAGAGGUGGGCACCCAACGGAAGAAGAUGCGGCUGGCCAACGAGGAGGAGAUCGAUCGUGCUGUCUAUACCUGGUUUCUCACCCUGCGCCAGCAUGGCAUCCCACUCUCUGGCCCCAUCAUCCAGGCUCAGGCAGAGGCCUUCGCCCGCCAGAUCUAUGGUCCUGAGUGCACUUUCAAGGCCAGCCAUGGCUGGUUCUGGAGGUGGCAGAAGCGCCAUGGCAUCUCCAGUCAACGAAUCUAUGGUGAAGCAGAGCCACCCCCUCCACCUCCAGCCUCAGCUCCAUCACUGCCCACUGUUAAGACUGAACCAGACCUCGUGGGCAUCGGAGAUCAUCCCUCACCGAUGCCACCCCCAACCCCUACUGAUGGAGGCUAUGGAGAUGAACAGAUCUACAAUGCUAAUGUCACUGGACUCUACUGGAAGUUGUUGCCAGAGCAGGCAGCCCCACCUGGGGAAGGGGACCCUGGAAGUGGAGGGCGGAGGUGGCGAGGGGACAGGGUUACAGUGCUAUUAGCAGCCAACUUGACUGGCAGCCACAAGCUGAAGCCCUUAGUGAUUGGGCAGCUGCCUGACCCACCCAGCUUGCGACACCACAAUCAAGACAAGUUUCCUGCCUCCUACCGCUAUAGCCCUGAUGCUUGGCUUAGUACCACACUGCUCCGUGGCUGGUUCUUUGAGGAGUUUGUUCCAGGUGUCAGGCGCUACCUUCGGCGCAGCUGCCUGCAGCAGAAGGCUGUCUUGUUGGUGAAUCACCACCCUGGGCCCAGGCCACCAGGCCCACGGCCACCCUCCCCAGAAGAGAGUGAGGAAGCUGGUGAACAGCCAAGAGCAGCUGGUGGUCUGGGCCCAGGGCCAGCCCUUUGCCACCCUGAGGAGUUGCAGACCCCUGAUGGUGCAGUUCGGGUGCUUUUUCUAUCCAAGAGUAGUGCCCGUGGUAAGAUUCCAGCACCCCUGGAGCAAGGGGUGGUAUCUGCCUUCAAACAGCUGUACAAACGGGAGCUGCUACGGCUGGCUGUUUCAUGUGCAGGUGGCUCCCCUCUGGACUUUGUUCGAAGCUUCAUGCUGAAGGACAUGCUCUAUCUGGCUGGUCUGUCUUGGGAUCUGGUCCAGGCAGGCAGCAUUGAGCGAUGCUGGUUGCUGGGUCUCAGAGCCGCCUUUGAGCCGCGUCCUGAUGAUGAAGAGCAGUUGGUCCAGCCCCACCCAGGAGCCUCUGGGGAGGAUGAGGAGGCAGAGGAACACAGCAAGGUCCUCAGUGACCUAACACACUUGGCUGCCCUCACUUACAAGCGCCUAGCACCUGAGGAUGUGGCAGAGUGGCUGCACCUGGACGAUGGGGCCCCAGGCUUGGGGGAGCCCCCAGAGGGUGGGGGGGAAGAGGAUGAGGAUGGGGGAGGUCGGGAGCAUCCCCCUUGUGGGGGCUUCCCACUAUUGGCUGGUCCACCCCAGGGGGAGGAGGAGUCUGGAACAGGAGGGUCAUCACCAGUGCCCACAGCUGGGGAGGCCAUUAAGGGUCUUGAGACAGCUUUGCGGUGGCUGGAGAGCCGUGAUCCCAGGGAGGUAGGACCUUUGAAACUAGUGCAGCUUCGAUCCUUAAUCAGCAUGGCUCAGCGGCUGGGGGAAACAGGGCCCUAAUUCUGUAUCUCCUGAUGGCCACUAAAGGGGCAAGACUUAGAGAGUAAAGAGCCUAGGACCCAACUGACCCCCUUUUUACUUUGGUACCUUUAUAGGGGUGAGUUAAUUGGCUCCUAUUCCUUCCCCUCUCCAAAAUUGUGGAUGCCCCUGAGGAAGCCAUGAGCCUCAGAGAUGGCAGUGGGAGAAUGAUACCCUACUCUCAAAGUCACCAAAGGGGACUAGACUGGUGACAUUAGGGUCACCGCCAGUAAUGGGCCAAGAUGCUAUUCUUUAAGUCAUCAGCAAAGAAGCACAAGGUAGGAAUGUCAGGGGGAAGGCAACUUCAGAGGACAGUUACUUAGGAUGGGGUAGCAAAGAGCCAUCUUAGCCAGUACCCCCCUUAUGCCCACACGUGUCUAUACUCAGGAGCCCAAGAGGCUCUAUCAGGGAGCAGCUUUCACUGUGUUCAAAACCUUAACCUUUCUUAGGCUCCCUGAGCAGUUCUCUUUGAGGGUGUGUCUUUUUUAAUGCCACGUGUGAUAUAUCCACCCCCUCACAAAGAAGGCCUUUCACCCAUGUUCCCUCUUCACCUUCCAGCACUCUUCUGAGUGGGUUCCCACUAUAUCCUUACCUUCCUCUCCUUUUUCCCUCUCUUGUCUUCCCAGUCACAUGCACUGGAUAAGGGCCUGCCUGUUCCUCCUCUUGAUGGAAGGAAUCUGUGAGCCCUGGUGCUGGGGUUAGCUAGGGCUUGCUGUAGCUUUUUAAUCUUCAAAAUGGGGGGGAAAAACUGACCACUUUUUUUUAUAUACAUAUAUACAUAUUAAAAAACAACACAAAACUAGAGCCAGUUUUAUAAGCCAGACCAUGGAAGGGGCACCAGGGCCAGGAGCUGGUAAGGACCUGGCUCUAGACUGGUCGGGGAGAAAGAAGGAUGCCCUUUAAGGGAGAGAUUAUGAAUCUGCCAUCCUUAGGCAGGCUUGGAAGGUGCCAGCCCUGAGGUGUUAGCUAAGCUGCCCUGGGGGUUGAGUCAAGAAAGAUCAUUCACAUGAACAAGUCAAGAAUGUCUGAGAUCACUCAUGGGUUUGAAGAAGGGUUUUUUAGUCUGGCUCUGAAUGGGGAGAAUUCUGUAACACCUAGGCUGUCCUAGGGAAUGAACAUAGACCCCAGGAUCCCUAGUUUCUGUAACCAACUUGGGUUGUAGAUUUGUUCAACUUUACUUGGUCUCUGGUUUUUGUGAAAGGGGUUUUAUGUGUGGUUUGGGGU